Molecule: messenger RNA, 5931 nt
Organism: Pogoniulus pusillus (Red-fronted tinkerbird)
Lineage: Eukaryota; Metazoa; Chordata; Aves; Piciformes; Lybiidae
Gene: RAB3GAP2
Product: RAB3 GTPase activating non-catalytic protein subunit 2
Exons: 35
Coding region: 43-4194 (1383 amino acids)
Biological process (GO): regulation of GTPase activity
Source: RefSeq, a predicted model, not a curated record
GGUGGCGGUACCGGCAGUGGCACCGGCAGUGGCACCGGCACCAUGUCGUGUUCCCUGGUUCCCUUCGGCCACUUCCAGGACCUGGAGGCGGCUCGAGACUUCCUGUGCCCGAACCGUCGCCAGGGCAAGGCAGCGGCUGGCAAGGAGGGCGCAAGCAAAUCUACCAGCUGGGAUGAUGGGGGCUGGGGAGCCUGGGAUGAAGCAGAAUUACAAGAACCUGAAGAAGAGGAGUCUAAUUCCAAGAAUCAGAGAAAUUACUGGCUUCAGGACUGUGUGUUGUCCUUAUCACCAACAAAUGACCUGAUGGUGAUAGCUAAUGAGCAGAAAGCAGUCUUUUUAGUGUCUAAAUGGAAGCAGAGUGACAAGGGAAAAGAGGAAAUGCAGUAUGCUGUUGGCUGGAGUGGCUCUCUGAAUGUUGAAGAAAGUGAAUCUGUGAGUAGUGUAUUGUGUAUCCCAUUGGCAAGUCAGAAGAGGAGCUCCACAGGCCGUCCUGAUUGGACCUGCGUUGUGGUUGGCUUCACCUCUGGCUAUGUCCGUUUUUACACUGAGAGUGGAGUGCUGCUGCUUGCGCAGCUUUUGAAUGAAGAUCCUGUCCUGCAGCUUAAGUGCAGAACCUAUGAAAUUCCCAGGCAUCCUGGUGUCACAGAACAGAAUGAAGAACUAAGUAUCUUGUACCCAGCAGCAAUUGUGACAAUUGAUGGUUUCAGCCUCUUUCAGUCCCUUCGUGCGUGUCGCAAUCAGGUAGCCAGAGCUGCAGCAUCUGGCAAUGAAAAUGUUCAGCCUCCACCAUUAGCUUAUAAGAAAUGGGGUUUGCAAGAUGUGGAUACGAUUGUUGACCAUGCUAGUAUUGGCAUCAUGACACUGUCUCCUUUUGAUCAAAUGAAGACUGCCUCCAAUAUAGGUGGAUAUAAUGCAGCUAUAAAAAACAGCCCACCUGCUAUGUCUCAGUAUGUUACUGUUGGAUCCAGUCCUUUCACCGGUUUCUUUUUUGCCCUGGAGGGUAGCUCACAGCCACUAUUGUCUCACGUUGCCUUAGCAGUUGCAAGUAAACUGACUUCAGCAUUAUUUAAUGCUGCCAGUGGCUGGCUUGGUUGGAAGAGUAAACAUGAAGAAGAGCCUACCCAAAAACAGAAACCAAAAGUUGAACCUGCUACCCCAUUGGCAGUGAGAUUUGGAAUUCCAGAUUCCCGUCGCCACGGUGAAAGAAUAUGUCUGUCUCCUUGCAACACAUUGGCAGCAGUAACAGAUGAUUUUGGAAGAGUUAUUCUACUGGAUGUUACGAGGGGACUUGCAGUUCGCAUGUGGAAAGGAUACCGUGAUGCAGAAGUUGGCUGGAUACAGACUGUAGAGGACCUCAAUGAGAGGGAAGCUGAGAAGAUGGAUUUUUCUCCUUUUGGAAAUGCACAGGGUCCAAGCAGAGUAGCUCAGUUCCUUGUGAUCUAUGCUCCAAGGAGAGGCAUUCUGGAAGUGUGGAGCACUCAGCAAGGCCCUCGUGUUGGAGCCUUCAAUGUAGGGAAAUACUGCAGGUUGUUAUAUCCUGGUUAUAAAAUAAUGGGUCUGAACAAUGUGACCAGUCAAGGAUGGCAGCCUCAGACUUAUCAGAUAUGCCUUGUUGAUCCAGUCUCUGGAAAUGUAAAAACUGUCCAUGUACCUUUCCAUUUAGCACUGAGUGAUAAAAAGAGUGAACGAGCGAAGGAUAUGCAUCUAGUGAAGAAGUUAAAUGCUUUACUCAAAGCUAAACCCUCAGAUCCAGACUUGAUUGAAGCUGAAGCAAAGGAAUUAAUACUUGAUAUCAAAUACCCUGCUACAAAGAAACAGGCUCUGGAAAGUAUUUUGGCAAGCGAACGUGUGCCACUUUCAUCUCUCACAAACAUCACUCAGACAUUAAUGGAUGAUUUAAAAAAACAGGAGCUCGAGUGUGUGGACGAAGGACUACUGCAGUUCUGUGCAAACAAGUUAAAGCUGUUACAUCUUUAUGAACUGGUUAGCAAACUAAAUUCCCAGACAAUACACAAAGACACUCCAUCCUCAGAUAAUGACUUGGCUAAACUGCUUCGCCUGGAAGAAAAAGAUUUUCGUAGGCUCGAAGCUUUGCUGGAGAACUACAAGAAAGAAAACACCCAAGCUGCUGCUCAGUUAGCUGAUGAGAAGGAUGACAUACUGUCUGUGAAAAUGUUCUUGGAAUGUCUGGAAUAUGAAAAGGAUGUCAUUAAUGUGAAAAAUAUGGAAGAUGGAGACUAUGUGGCUUUAGGCAGCUUUUUCUUCUGGAAAUGUUUGUGUGGAGAGAGUUCCACAGAGGAAAUGUGUCAUGCAUUGGAGUCAGCAGGUUUUAGCCCUCAAACAUUGUUGUCCCUCCUUCUCAAUUUGUGGCUUUCCAAGGAAAAAGAUAUUCUAGACAAACCAGAUUCUGUCAGUUGCCUUCACACCAUGCUGUCACUUCUGAGCAAAAUGAAAGUUGCCAUAGAUGAGUCCUGGGACACGCAGUCUGUAUCCCCCUGGUGGCAGCAGAUGCGUACAGCUUGUGUUCAGUCAGAAAACAACGCAGCUGCCUUGUUAACUGCUCACGUUGGGCAUUCUGUAACCGCACAGAUGAUUGACAGUGUGACAGAGAAAAAGUUUUCCCAAAUAAUUGUAGGUUCAGAUGCAGAGUCCUGGGAAGCCCUUUCCCUGGAUACUGAAUAUUGGAAACUUUUGCUGAAACAGUUAGAGGAUUGUCUGAUACUUCAAACACUACUGCAUAGUAAAGCAAGCCAAGGGACAAAAAGAGUUUCAUCACUCCAGAGUGAGCCUUUGGACAGACUUUCUGUCAAGAAAUUACUUGAAGCUGGAAAAGGAGGUAUUGCUGACACUGUAGCAAAGUGGAUUUUCAAGCAAGGCUUCAAUCCUCUUGUACUGAAUUGGGCCCAGCACAGAAACCAUACAGACAGCAGUGAAGAAUCUGGAGAAAUGCAUGCCAAUAUCUUUCUUGAGGAACCAGAAGCAGUUGCAGGCUUGGAAACAAUCCUAGAGCUGCUGCAACUAGCAUAUCAGCAAUUUCCAUGUAGUCUUGAAGUGGAUGUACUCCAUGCACAUUGCUGUUGGGAAUAUGUAGUGCAGUGGAAUAAGGACCCAGAGGAAGCAUGUUUUCUCAUUAGGUCUUUAGAUCAUCUGAGAUGCAUCACUAAUGCUCACAUUCAGCAUGGUAUUGCUCUGAUGAUGUGGAAUACAUUCAUAGUAAAAAGGCUCUCUGCUGCUACAUACCUGAUGGACAAGGUUGGAAAAGCUCCAAAGGACAGAUUAUGCAGACGGGACGUAGGUAUGGGUGACACAGCAAUGACAGCUUUUCUUGGCUGCUGUUCAGAUCUUCUGCAAACACUGCUAGAGGCCGACAUCGGCAACGACGAAAUGCAGGCUCCUGUCUUGGACACUGAGGAUGCUUGGGUUUCGGUGGAAGGACCAGUGUCCAUCGUAGAGCUGGCUCUUGAGCAGAAAAGCAUUCACUACCCUCUGGUGGAGCACCAGUUUGUGUUAUGUGCUAUCUUGUAUGCCAUCAUGAGGUUUUCCUUGAAGAGUGUGAAGCCUCUGUCGCUGUUUGAUAGCAAGGGCAAAAAUGCAUUUUUCAAAGACCUCACUUCAAUUCAGCUGCUGCCUAGUGGGGAUAUGGAUCCAAGUGUGUUAUCCAUACGGCAGCAGUUCUUGGUCAAAGUCGUGAGUGCAGCGGUUCAAACACUCUGCUCAUCAGAAAAGGCCAAAGGAGUCUCAGAAGAAUUGUUUCCUUUUGAAAAGGGGAAGAAUUGGCCAACUUUGGCUGCAGACUUGGCUCAGUAUCUUCAGAUCUCUGAUGAUGUGAUCAGAAGGCAUUAUGUCUGUGAACUGUAUAGUUACGGGAUGGAUCACCUUGGUGAAGAGGCCUUUCUUCAGGUGACUGACAAAGAAGUGCUUGCAUCUCAGCUGCUCAUACUGGCUGGGCAGAGAAUGGCCUUCGCUUUACUUCAUACACAGACAAAGGAGGGUAUGGAAGUCCUUGCUAGGCUUCCUUCAACACUGUGUACUUGGCUCAAAGCUAUGGACCCCCAGGAACUUCAAAACCUAGAAGUGCCAACUGCCACAACAGCUAAACUAGUUAACAAAGUCAUAGAGCACUUGCCAGAGAAUCACGGGCAGUACAGCCUUGCCUUGAACCUGAUCGAGGCUGUAGAAGCCAUCUCCACAUGACAUUGUUGGGUAGCACAGCUCUGCUCCACAGAGGCAUCGUGCAUGGUUUUACACAAGGAGGCUCAACCUUGCAGAAAGGAACAACAAACAGAACUGCUCCCCAAGCCUGCAACUCCGGAAGGUAACUUUAAACUGGAGUAUGUUUUCAAUUCUGCACUAGUAGAAAGAUGUUUAGUUUCUAGUACACUUGUCAGUAUCUCAAAUGCUUUGUUAUUUAUUUCUGACUUGAGUGCUUCUUGAGGUAGUCUAAAUUUGGGUAUAUUUGACAGCAGUUUUAGUCUCUUUACAAAAGCCACAUCUCUUGUAACUCCGUAUUUCAUGCUGGCUGUAACUGCUGCAGUCUCAGUGUUCCAUGUAUGAUUUGUUUCUCCAAACCAAGCUGUAGAUACACCUGAGACAAACUUCGUUCUCUGAAGUUACCAUGUAAAGCCCAUGACUGUACUUUCAGAAGGUAGAGCUGGUGUUGGGUGGGCUCAUGCUUUGCAGCUGCAUUACAUGUGACAGUGACAACUGCACUGAACAGGCUGAAACAUGCUGGGGCUUUACACAAAGGGACAACAGCCCCCCUGAGAAACUGUGUGGGAAGGAGAAGCCAAUUCUCCAGACACAAACGUGGGCUCCUUAUUUGGUCUGGACCUCCCAUUAUUGCCUCUACAGCGCUGGGCUUCAGCUACAACUGGAUUUGCAUCCCUCUUCUUUAUUAUUAAGCUCUGCUGAGUUUAAGUAGGUCAAGGAAUGUCUUGCUGUAAGAUUGUUCCCCCAUCUUACCGCUGUAGAAGAUGUAGUAUGCUAUAAAUCUCUGCACAAGUUAACUUGUAGUCCAAAACUGCUUAAGUAGUUGACCCAACUUCACUGAAGAUCUAUAUAUAGUACUGAGUACUUUAGCCUUAAAAACCAUACUUUUAUUAAUGGUACCUACAGGGAAUCAAAUAGUGACUAUCUUCACUACUGGAGUGGUAUUAAGCAUAUGAUUAUCUUUCAUCAUUUAGUACUGUUUACCUUCUACCUAAAGGAAGCCAGGAGAGAAAAAUGGAAUUGCUGUAAACUGUUUCUGUCUUGAAGUCAGCUGAAAUAACUAGCUCCAUCUUGUAACCUGCUCCUACCUGCUCCAAGUGUGACAAACAUUCAGAGUGGUCUGCCUUGCUGGAGACAGAAUUUAGUCUUACAUUUCUGGAGCACGUGCUACUGUCAUCUAAGGGUUAAGACUCCUCCUGAAAAAAAUGGUUCUGAAGGUGGCUUGUUCUACACAGCUUCCUUCACCUGUUCAGCAUCUCCAGUUGCUGAUCACUGCACUUUAGCUGAUGAAGGCUUCUUGAGAAGUUUUGGUACUCGACGUUCUGACUUCUCAUAGUGAUGUGAGGCCAAGGAAUGGUAAGAGCAAGGGGCCUGCCUUGGUUUAAUGCUUUAGCAAUUUCUAUGCUGACUUCUAUGACAGAGAUUAAAACAGCUGUAGGGGAAAAAAAUGGAAGGCACACAGCACUGCUGCAGAAAUGAGUAUGCUAGAUUUGGUCAUCAUGGAACCUGAGAAAGACUGAAAGUGGUUCUUACUUGUGUUAGAUUCCUGUAUCCUAGUCCAGCUGGGUAAAGGGUUUUACUGUGCCCCAAUAUCAUGUCAGAGUUGACACUACACCAAUCAAAUCUGUAAUGUACUGUAAGUAAUACUCUGUAUAUAGCGCUAUUUUGUGUCUAAUUUGCUGUGGGUUUGUGUAAAUUGAUUAAAUAAAAUUUGAGGUUUCA